GGAGGCAAGAGGAAAGGGGCGGAGACAGCAUAAGGGAAUAUAAAUGCUGAGAUGAUGCAGUGAUCACGACUGAAGAAGAGUUCUAGCAAAGACUUUUACUUCAGGUUGACUUAACCCAAGAUUAACCAGGGAACCCUGAGCAGAUUGGAGAUGAAUUCAGAAGAUUGUUCCAUAACAGAGAACAGCUCCUUGCAUCUGGAGAAAGGAAAACAAGGUAAUGCCACCAGCUCCCAUUUUACAACACACGACAAAGGGUCGCUUCAAAUCCCUGUCCCAUGUGCUGUAGUGAAUGUGGUCUUCAUCACCAUUUUAAUUGUAGCUCUCAUUGCCUUAUCAGUGGGCCAAUACAAUUGUCCAGGCCAAUAUAUUGCCUCAGUGCCAUUAGACAGCCAUGUUUCUCCAUGCUCAGAUGAUUGGAUUGGAUACCAGAAGAAAUGCUACUUAAUUUCCACUCUGACAAACAGCUGGACCUCAGCCCAAAGCUCUUGUUCCAAACAGGGUGCUACUCUUGCUCUCAUAGAUUCUGAAAAGGAGAUGGUCUUUCUAAAACGAUAUGUGGGUAGAACUGAACACUGGAUUGGGUUAACAAAUGAAACUGGUCAGACAUGGAAAUGGUCAAAUGGCAACGAAUUUAACAACUGGUUCAACAUGUCGGGGUCUAAAAACUGUGCAUUUCUGAAUAGCACACAUGUCAUCACUGCAGAAUGCCAAAAGCCUUUACACUGGAUUUGUAGUAAACCUUCCAAUUAAUGAGGAAACCUGUGCUUAUAGACUCUCAUGGAACUAAAGGAAAUGAGUCACUGUGGAUGCUGCUGUAUGUUCAGAAGUUUCCUAGAAGGACUUUGUGGAAAAACACUUUGAAUUAUUUUGGAAAUCUUCCAAGCAGGACUGUGGAGAAAAGGAGAGAAAUUCCGGAAAAACCUGCAUUGUGGAAUACUCCCUCCAUUCUCUGGAAACAGCAUAGGUUGACUGAUAACCAUGCCAACAAAUAAGAGCAUGAAUAAAAAACUUUUCAGAUGCACUUUAUUUUUUCAAAUACAGAAAUAAUAAUAAAAAGAUAGGUUUAAUCUUAUUAUUUAUUGUUGAGCAGCUACCAGCAGUGAUAACCCUUCAUGCAUUUGCACUAUAUGAAGGAGUAAGAUGGUGGUAGUAGAAAAAACUGAAUGUAAGCAAAGGGAAUGUUAAUUGGUAACACAGACAUUAGGUCAAAAUGCAUUUCUUAAACCCAGAGAACAUUUACAAGUGGAUAAAUGCCUAUGAAAUUAAGCUUUGUAAUAUUUCUCUCUUUGUAGGUGUUUGUUAGGUUACUUUGCAACUUUUGUUCCCCAAAAGAGUAGGGUAAUCAUGUAUUUAUUGUUUUUUGUGGGUUGUGGGUUUUUGUUUCUUUGUUUGUUUUUACUUCCUCAAUAUAGACUGGUCUUUUUCAACAGUACUUUUUUUUUUUGUCUUUAAAACUUUACAUACAGCGUUUUUCCAAGAAAAGACAAAGAAUAUGAGGAAUAUUUGUAAAACAGAUCAAAGUGUUGGAAAAUGUGCAAUAUAUGAUGUGGCAAAUCCAUAUUAGGAAAAAUUCUUUAUUUUUCAAACCUGGAAUAAUACCAGUCUUAUCUGAUAAUAAAUAUGUGCCUUUCCUAAGCAAUUCUAUUAUGUGCAAUACUUCAUGUGAACUAUUUUCUAUGUGCAAUAAAGUGUGUUUACUUGAUUGUAUUUUGUAUUCAGUACAAUUAUAAGCUGCUUUUAGGUAUGUGAAAAUAAAAGUAGAACCAACAAAAUGGUUUCCAAGAAGUGUUCAUUUCUUCAAAAUACAUUAAAAAUUAUGUCCUACUAG
Trichechus manatus latirostris (Florida manatee) is the source of this 1828-nucleotide messenger RNA. RefSeq names its product CD69 molecule (gene CD69). The record is from RefSeq and is a predicted model, not a curated record. The transcript has 5 exons. Gene Ontology annotation, cellular component: external side of plasma membrane. The coding region runs from base 151 to 750 and encodes 199 amino acids. Lineage: Eukaryota; Metazoa; Chordata; Mammalia; Sirenia; Trichechidae.